Meleagris gallopavo (turkey) is the source of this 978-nucleotide messenger RNA. NCBI's taxonomy places the organism in Eukaryota, Metazoa, Chordata, Aves, Galliformes, Phasianidae. The record is from RefSeq and is a predicted model, not a curated record.
CGAGCGAUGUUUGCAGGGGCGCGGCGCGAUUGGGCGGCUCGAGUGUUUGUUUGGUGGGCGUGGCUCGGGGUGGGCGUGGCUCUGCGGGCAUGGCGGAGGGACACGGGCCCGGGCGCUGCCGGUGCUGCGCCGCGGACGGCGGGGAGCGGGGCGCGGCUUGGGGCCUGCAUCUCCGCAUCGACCGCGGGCGGCUGCAGUGCCUCAACGAGCGACGCGAGGGCAGCGGCGCCCGCGUCUUCCGUGCCUGGGAGGAACGCGGCGACCGCGAGCAGUUCGUGGAGAGCGACGAGGACGCGGAACUGCUCUUCAACGUCCCGUGAGUGCGCGGCCCGGGCGGGCGAGAGGCAGUGCGAGGCCGCGGUGCUCCGCUGUCACCGCUCCGCUGUGCUCCCUCCCAGCAGGUUCACAGGCAGCGUGAAGCUGAAGGCCGUCAUCGUGAUGGGGGAGGACGAUGACUCGCACCCCUCUGAGCUGCGGCUGUUCAAGAACAUUCCCCAGAUGUCCUUUGAUGAUGCUGCCCGGGAGCCAGAGCAGACGUUUAGCCUCAAUCCCGACCCUGUGGGCGAGCUCGAGUACCCCACCAAAAUUGCUCGCUUCUCCAAUGUCCAUGACCUCUCCAUGUACUUCCCAAAGAACUUUGGAGCCGAGACAACGAAGAUAUUUUACAUUGGCCUGAAAGGAGAAUGGACGGAGGCGCACCGCCACAAGGUCACCAUCUGCAACUACGAAGCAUCGCCCAACCCGGCCGACCACCGGCUGCAGCAGGUCACCCCGCAGAGCCACUGCAUCUCUUGACUGUGGCGCUGCUCUGUGCUUGGGGCUGGAAACGGACACGGACAGAGACGCUACCCGAGGCCCCGGGGGCUGCGACCGUGCCCUGGUGCGCAGGGGUGGAGCGCCGGUGCUGAACGGCCGGGCCCUUCCACUCCGCUGCCGAGCUGUGCUCUUCUCAUUGCCAAUAAAGCUUCCGAGUUCAGA